Molecule: messenger RNA, 3225 nt
Organism: Oryzias melastigma (Indian medaka)
Lineage: Eukaryota; Metazoa; Chordata; Actinopteri; Beloniformes; Adrianichthyidae
Gene: pms2
Product: PMS1 homolog 2, mismatch repair system component
Exons: 15
Coding region: 532-3012 (826 amino acids)
Biological process (GO): mismatch repair
Cellular component (GO): MutLalpha complex
Molecular function (GO): ATP-dependent DNA damage sensor activity; mismatched DNA binding; ATP binding
Source: RefSeq, a predicted model, not a curated record
CAACGACUCGCAAACACGACAAUUUCAAUUGGUAAAACAAAAUAAAAAGAAACAGACGUCAAGUCAUUCAUAUGUAUUUAUUAAAGUUCAAAUUUUGUAAAUUUCUAUGAGAUACAAAAAAUAUUUUGUUCGUUUUUCGUAAAGUGAGACAGAUGAAGACGCCCCCUAACACACGGACUUCCGGUUUUUUCGAUGAUGAAAUGCUACAUUUUUAAGGCAACACUCAAAAUAUAUAUUUUUAACCUAUUUAGUUUUUAUAGUUUUAUCAAAACUUUUCAAAUACUAGAUUUUUUUGUAAAUUUAUUUAGAAAAAUUUAAUGUUGCGGAAGUAUGCGCAUUUCUCGCGCAAGAAUAAAGCUUACGAACAGUCUGAAACGCCGCGCGGGACUGUCUCAUUUUUGUGUUUACACGCUUACAAGUUAAGACCGAAUGAAGGCAAAUAAGUCACAUUUGAUUAUGCCGUAAAAUAAAUAACUUUCAUCGCCUUUUACCUAAUUUUUAAGUGCUAUUUUAUUAGGAGACGGUUUGAAGAUGUCCGACUCUGGCUGCUCUGAACCUGCUGGAUCCAUCAAAGCCAUAGACAAGCACUCAGUGCAUCAGAUCUGCUCGGGUCAGGUGGUCCUCAGUUUAGCCACAGCUGUCAAGGAGCUGGUAGAGAACAGCAUUGAUGCAGGAGCCACAAAUAUUGACAUCAAGCUACGGGAUUGUGGAGUCGAACUGAUUGAAGUGUCCGACAAUGGCAAAGGCGUGAAGGAAGCUAACUUUGAAGGCCUGACGUUGAAGCAUCACACAUCAAAGUUGAGGGAUUUCUCCGACCUGAUCCAUGUGGAAACGUUUGGCUUCAGAGGUGAAGCCCUCAGCUCUCUGUGCGCUCUGAGUGACCUCAGCGUAAUCACCUGCCAUGAGUCCAGCCAGGUCGGCACCAAGCUGGUGUUCGACCACAAGGGCCACCUCGUGCAGAAGUCUCCUCACCCCCGGCAGCCGGGCACCACGGUCACCCUGCAGCAGCUCUUCUACACGCUGCCGGUUCGACACAAGGAGUUCCAGCGGAACAUCAAGAAAGAGUAUGCUAAGAUGAUCCACGUCCUGCAGGCGUACUGCAUCAUCUCCGCCGGCGUGCGCCUCACCUGCUCCAACCAAAGUGGGCGGGGAAAACGCAGCACGGUGCUCGGCACCAGCGGGAGCCAAAGCAUGCGGGAAAACAUUGGAGCCAUAUUUGGACCAAAGCAGCUUCAGAGUCUUCUUCCUUUUCAACAAACGUCUCCCUCAGAAAACGUCCUUGAGGAUUAUGGGUUGAAGGAGGCGGAUCUCCCCGAGCAGCUCUUCACCAUCACGGGGUUCAUCUCUCGCUGUGACCACGGCGUUGGACGGAGCGCCACAGACAGGCAGUUCUUUUUCAUCAACAGCCGCCCAUGUGACCCCUUGAAAGUCACUAAAGUUGUGAAUGAAGUUUAUCACACAUAUAAUCGACAUCAGUAUCCAUUUGUUGCUUUGAACAUCACUGUUGCUUCAGAGUGCGUGGAUGUGAAUGUAACCCCAGACAAACGGCAGAUCUUUCUUCAGGAGGAGAAAGUCUUGCUGGCGACUCUUAAGACUUCUCUGAUCAGCAUGUAUGAAGCUGGAGUCAAUAAGAUCAGCCUGAAUCUGCCUCUAACCAAGUCCACGUCUUCUGCAUCCGAACAAGUCAUUCCGUCAGAGAGCAGCGAGUCCGUGAAGCCAUUGAGUCCCUUCUCGAGUUCGUCCAUGAACCUGGCGGCGCUCAAAGCUGCUUUUUCAAACAGCAGUAGUAGUUCUGGGAAAUCCGGGAAGGAUCCCGACAGCGGUCCGACCCAGAAAACCCUGCGGUGUUUCUUUAAGGACGCUGGAAAACCUGCUUCCAGCCGGAUUCAGAGUCCUCCUUCGAAGCCCCGAAUGGAGAAGCGAGAAGCUCCUUCAGUGGGAAGUUCAGUGUUAGAAGAUCUUAAACAUGGAAGGAAGUCCUGCAGUGAUGCAGAUUCUGACAAGGACGCUUCUUGUGACUUUAUAACCAUUUUUCAGAGUUCUGGUUCUGAGAAUAGUUCUGCUAUAGAAGCUGAAGAUAGCAGCAGUGUGUUUGGAUCUUGUCCUGGAGAACCAGAUGAACAGACGGGAGCAUGUUCAUCAAAUCAAGACGCACCAGUGAGUCCAGAGGCUAAAAAAGCCAGGAGGGAGGAGCGGGACUUCAGUGUCUUGAGCUCUUCAGAGGAAACUUCUGCCACGGUGGAUGCACCGGUGUGUCUGCCAAAGACCACGGCGCCUCUGCAGUUUUCUUUCCAGGAGCUUGUAGGAAAUCUGAAGCUGCUGCAGGAGCAGCGAAGGAAAAGCGACGGGCUGCAGUACCGACGUUUCCGAGCCAAAAUCAACCCUGGAGAGAACCAAAGUGCAGAGGAGGAGCUCAGAAAGGAGAUCAGCAAAGACAUGUUCAGAGAAAUGAAGAUCAUCGGCCAGUUCAACCUGGGCUUCAUCAUCACCAAGCUGAACUCUGACAUCUUCAUUAUUGACCAGCACGCCACCGACGAGAAGUACAACUUUGAGAUGCUGCAGCAGCACACCUUGCUGCAAGGCCAGAAGCUGAUAGUCCCACAGAAGCUUCACCUCACCGCCAUCAGCGAGAACGUCCUCAUGGAGAACAUCGAGGUUUUCCGGAAGAACGGCUUUGAGUUUCUCAUCGACGAGGACGCUCAGGUCAUGGAGAGGGUGAAGCUGGUGUCGUUGCCCACCAGUAAAAACUGGACGUUCGGUCCUGCCGACAUCGAGGAGCUGAUCUUCAUGCUCAGCGACAGCCCGGGUGUCAUGUGCCGCCCGUCACGAGUCAGGCAGAUGUUUGCUUCCAGAGCCUGCCGAAAGUCUGUAAUGAUUGGCACUGCUCUGAGUGUGAGCGAGAUGAGGAAGCUGGUGGUUCACAUGGGGGAGAUCGAGCAUCCGUGGAACUGUCCGCAUGGCCGGCCAACCAUGAGACACCUCGCCAACCUGGACAUCAUCUCACAGGACUGAAGCCGUGAAGGACAAACCGUUUUAGGGAAUGUCGUCUCACACCGCCUCACUGGAAUGUUGCUUAAACCAAGUUUAUGUAGUUUUUUUCAUCUUUCAGGUGUUUAAAUCACUUAGAUACUUAUUGUGCUUUUUUACACUUUUGUAUUUUGUGGAAAUAUUUGUUAAAUAUCUAUUUUGUUAUUUUUAUGUUGAAUAAAUAGUCUAUAAAAUGUU